Messenger RNA from Sesamum indicum (sesame), 2180 nucleotides. Its product is annotated as exocyst complex component EXO70H1. The record is from RefSeq and is a predicted model, not a curated record. Gene Ontology annotation, cellular component: exocyst. Gene Ontology annotation, biological process: exocytosis. NCBI's taxonomy places the organism in Eukaryota, Viridiplantae, Streptophyta, Magnoliopsida, Lamiales, Pedaliaceae. Gene Ontology annotation, molecular function: phosphatidylinositol-4,5-bisphosphate binding.
AUCUUCACUCAAAACCUCGUCCCCCAGCCCAGACUUAUAAGAAGACUUUCAGAAACUCAAUUGAUAUCAAUUUCCGUUGCUUAUUUUAAAAUCCAUACCUCUGGAAUACUGUUCUGUUCGCCCAAAUGCCGAGAAAAGGAAUGAGGAGUUUGUGCUUUUCCCCUAAAAUUUCCUCUUCUUCUUCUUCUCCCCCUUCUCAUUUUGCUUCUCCUUCACGCUUCGCUUUUUCGCCGUCGCGGCCCAGCUUCUCCGACUCGGUGAUGGAUCGGACUCUCGAAUUGGCUGAGCCCAUCAUCAAGAAAUGGAACCCUGAGACCACUACCUUUGCUCGGGUUACUUCUCUCUUCUACGAGAACCGGAGGGAGGCCAGAGACUUCAUCAAAACCGUCAACAAUUUGCAGAAGGCUAUGCACUUUCUGGCGACCGAGAAUUCGAGCUCCGAUAAAUUAGUUCGGGCGCAGAGUCUGAUGCAAAUCGCGAUGAAGAGACUCCAGAAGGAGUUUUACCAGAUUCUGUCCAUGAAUCGGGCUCUUCUGGACCCUGAAUCAGUCUCGACUCGGUCAUCGCGUACCUCCACCGGUUCGAGCACAUCCGAUUACGAUGACGAUGAUGAUGAUAUCAGAGUUGCCAAUGAGUCGAUUUCCGAAGUGGAAGAUGUUUCAACUGCUGCCAUGGCGGACUUGAAAUUGAUUGCUGAAUGCAUGAUUUCUUCGGGUUACGCCAAAGAGUGCUUGAAAAUAUACAAGAUUAUUCGGAAAUCUAUUGUUGAUGAAGGCAUAUACAAGCUUGGAGUGGAGAAGUUUACUUCUUCUCAGAUUCAUAAAAUGGACUGGGAAGUUGCGGAAUUGAGGAUUAAGAACUGGCUCAAUGCCGUGGUAACUGCAGUGAAAACUCUCUUCAACGGGGAGAGAAUUCUCUGCGAUUACGUCUUCUCCAGUUCCGAUUCCAUCAGAGAGUCGUGCUUUACAGAAAUCACAAGAGAAGGAGCCAUGAUUUUGUUCGGAUUUCCAGAAAAUGUGGCGAAACAUAGCAAAAAAUCUCCGGAGAAAGUUUUCCGUGUUCUGGAUAUGUACGCUGGAAUCUCCAACAACUGGCCGGAGAUUGAUUCCAUUUUCUCAUUCGAAUCAACCACCAACAUCAAGUCGCAGGCGCUGACGUCACUCAUCAAACUCGGAGAGUUCGUUCGCUCCGCGUUGAAUGACUUUGAGUCGGUUAUUCUAAAGGACUCCUCAAAAUCGCCAGUAGCCGGCGCCGGGAUCCACUAUCUGACCAUCGACGCGAUGAAUUAUCUCUCAAUUCUCUCCGACUACAGCAACAUUUUGUCAGACAUCCUGGCUGAUUCGCCGCCGCCAGCGAAGAAUUUAUUGCCGGAAUCCUAUUUCGGAUUCUCCGACUCCGACGAAUCUCCGGCACCGGCUAUAUCUCUCAAAAUGGCAUGGCUCAUUCUGGUCCUUCUCUGCAAACUCGACACCAAAGCAAAGUACUACAAAGACGUUUCUCUAGCUUACUUGUUCCUCGCCAACAAUCUGCAGUACGUCGUCGUAAAGGUCCAAACCUCAAACCUCAGGUACCUCCUCGGCGAUCAAUGGCUAACGAAACACGAAUCCAAGGUCAAACAGUUUGCGUCGAACUACGAGCGGCUAGGGUGGGGCCACGUGAUCGACUCCCUCCCCUCCGAUCCGGCGGCUGCGAUGACUCCUGACAAAGUCAAAGAAAUUUUCAAGAAAUUUAACACGUCGUUUGACCAGGCGCACAAGAAGCAGGCUAUCUGCGUCGUACCUGAUAGCAAGCUCCGCGAUCAUAUAAAGAUUUCUAUCGCGAGAAAGAUACUUCGAUUAUACCGCGAGUUUUACAAUGCACACAGGCAGACGAUGGAAAGAGAGAGAAAUUCCGCAUCUGUGGUCAGAUAUGCCCCUGAGGAUGUUGGACAUCACCUGUCUGAUCUUUUUUUUGGUCACGUUGAUUCAGGGAGUUCUUCGUCAUUUGAGUCGUCCCCUUCCCAUUCACAACCGCCGCGAUAUCGCCGAGAUAUGAGAUAUUAAAUUAUUUGAUUGUUUUUCUCCCUCCAAUUGUUUGGAUUGUAUAUGAUAGAUUUGGUACAUAAUGUAUCACCUACUGCAGGUGAUAAGUGAGUGAAUAUAUACAAAUAUACAAAUUUUAUCGAAUAUAUACGUUCGAUA